Molecule: messenger RNA, 1102 nt
Organism: Cyanistes caeruleus (blue tit)
Lineage: Eukaryota; Metazoa; Chordata; Aves; Passeriformes; Paridae
Source: RefSeq, a predicted model, not a curated record
AAAAAUUCCUUUCGAUGUUUUGCGCAGAGCUCGGUGUUUAUACUUUUUCCAAGGAGGCUGCAAGGUUUAUCUUCAUCCCAUACGCGCUGUUUUGCAAUUCACUUCCAAGAGUAUCUGGGGAAGGGGUGUUGCGUUCCCAGCGCUGGCAGCAGAGCUGCUCCUGGAGGCAGCAGUGCCCUGGCAGCGACCGCCGUCCGUGGUUUUACAGCUGCGGUCGGUGCCGGUGCACGGGGUGGGCACGGGGGGAUCCUGGGGAGCUACAGCAUCCUGUGAGCAGGGCUGUGGGUGCGGGGCUGUAACCCGUGCUCACUCUGCACGUUUUGGAUUCCUGACUAAAUUGCUUCCCACGGCCCUUGCUCCCCAGCCGGAUCCCUGCAGAGGCCGGGACAGGCCGGGACCCCCGUGCAGAUCAGCGGCUCCCUCCGGCGUCCCACGGCUGCGGGCCGGCCUCUGCACUUCCAGCUCGCUCCCGGAGCUGCCAUGGACGAGGCAACGAGGCCAGACUUCUAUGAGGCUUCACCGGCGCUGCUGGUCAGGGGAGGGGAGAGCCGAACCCCCUCCGUGUGCAGCUCGGUGAUCCUGGAUGCCAAAGACCCCCCGGUGAAGAGCGAGGCGGCUCCAAAGCCGCCCGCGUCAGCCCCGCCGUCCAUCCUGGUGAAACCAGAAACCUCCCGCAACAGCGCCGAAAAGCAAGUGAAGACCGUGAGGUUCCAGAACCACAGCCCGCCGCCGCCCAAGCGGCACAGCCUGCAGCCGUCGCCGAGGCUGGUCCGCAGCAGGACAGAGCCCGGGCCCGAGGGGCUCCUGCCCGAGCCCCGCCUGGGCCCCGAGCUGCUGCUGCUGUACUCGCCGCGCCUGGGCUCCAGCCCCCUGCACCCGCGCCGGGCGCUGCACCCCAAGGCGCUGUCCCUGGACCUCUCGGGGCAGCUGACCUUCCCCAUCAAGAAGAGCUACAGCAGCAUCUCUGCAAACUGAGCCUUCCUCCCCGCUCCUGCUCCUCUCCCUCGGCGCAGGGACCCCGCAUCCUCCCGCCGCUGCUUGCAGAGCGCCGUGGGAAGCGCCCGGGGACCCCGCUGCCCCAGGGCAGCUGCUGCAGCUCGGG